AUGAGCGCGUGCAGCAGGAAGGCCCUGACGUUGCUGAGCAGCGUCUUUGCAAUCAGUGGCCUGGGGCUGCUGGGAGUGGCAGUCAGCACCGACUACUGGUUGUACCUGGAGGAGGGCGUCAUCGUGCCUCUGAACCAGAGCACAGACAUCAAGACCUCGCUGCACUCGGGCCUCUGGAGAGUCUGCUUCCUGGCCGUUGUCUCUAAAUUUGUCCCUACAUUUCCGACUCUUUGUUCUUCAGGUGAAGAGUCUGGUCGGUGCUUUACCAUUGAGUACAUCAUGCCCAUGAACGUCCAGCUGACGUCAGAGUCCACAGUAAACGUGCUCAAGAUGAUCCGCUCAGCCACUCCGUUCCCUCUGGUCAGCCUUUUCUUUCUGUUCAUCGGUUUUGUCCUCAGCAACAUCGGGCACAUUCGGCCACACCGCACCAUCCUGGCCUUUGUCUCUGGAAUCUUCUUCAUCCUCUCAGGCCUGGCUCUGGUGGUGGGCCUGGUACUCUAUAUUUCCAGUAUAAAUGAUGAAAUGCUGAACAGGACUAAAAGCAGCGAGGCCUAUUUUACCUAUAAGUACGGCUGGUCCUUUGCUUUUGCUGCCAUCUCCUUCCUGCUAACUGAGAGUGCAGGAGUCAUGUCUGUGUACCUGUUCAUGAAGCGCUACACAGCAGAGGAGAUCUACCAGCCUCGCCACCCCAGUUUCUACCGCCCUCGUCUCAGCAACUGCUCCGACCACUCAGGCCAGUUCCUCCACCCAGAGGCUUGGUCACGUGGACGAAGUCCCUCAGACAUCUCCAGUGAAGCUUCACUCCAGAUGAGCGCCAGCUACCCUGCUCUCCUCAAAUGCCCCGACUAUGAUCAGGUCUCCUCUUCACCCUGUUGA
This is a messenger RNA of Toxotes jaculatrix (banded archerfish), 876 nucleotides long. RefSeq names its product voltage-dependent calcium channel gamma-5 subunit. Gene Ontology annotation, molecular function: channel regulator activity; voltage-gated calcium channel activity. The coding region runs from base 1 to 876 and encodes 291 amino acids. Gene Ontology annotation, cellular component: AMPA glutamate receptor complex; postsynaptic density membrane. The record is from RefSeq and is a predicted model, not a curated record. Gene Ontology annotation, biological process: transmission of nerve impulse; neurotransmitter receptor transport, postsynaptic endosome to lysosome; positive regulation of synaptic transmission, glutamatergic. The transcript has 5 exons. Lineage: Eukaryota; Metazoa; Chordata; Actinopteri; Toxotidae.